AUGGGAACGGCCAAACGGAGGAUUGCUGUCAGUCUGUCACUUCUGGAUUCAAGAACCAAAGCCAGGAAAUACAUAUCAGAGCAUAUGAUGAAGAAGAAGGGUGUUAGCAUAUUUGCAUUAUGGGAGAAAGCUGCAAAGGCCAAAAAAAUAGCCUCCACAUCCACACCAAAUGAUGUUGAGAUUGAGAGUAAUGGGAGUAAUAUGCAGUUAGCACUUGUGCCAGCACAGAAUGAUGGAAAUUUUGAUGAGGUUGACAAGGUGGUUCUAAAGAAUUCUCUACAAAACUGUAAGAUUACAUGCCAUGAAAUACAACAUGAGUUCAUCAAGUCUUGUGCCCAAGAAACUACUAAGCUAGUCAUUGAAGAACUUGGUGGUCAACAUUUUGCAAUACUUGCUGAUGAGUCUGCUAAUGUGUAUCAGAAUGAGCAGCUAGCUGUUUGCUUGCGUUAUGAUGAUAAAAAAGGACCAGCAGUUGUCAGGUUUCUUGGUAUUGCCCAUGUUGAAGAUACUAGUGCCAUGACACUUAAGGCUGCACUGGAGCAGAUGCUUAUGAAGUAUAAUUUGACCUUUGCAAUGCUACAAUUAACUCUUGUUGCUGUUGCUAAGGAGAGUGGGGAUUGCACAUGGUUUUUUGGACAGCUUGUUAUCUUGUUAAAUGUUCUUAGAAAUUCUUGUAAAAAGAUGAGAAUGCUUCGAAUGGCUCAGGAUGAGGAACUCAUUGAUGCAUUAGAGUUGGAGGAAGCGUGUUCAGUGAAGAUUGGAAAAGAGUAUACUACAACGGAGGCCCAAGCAGCUAUGACUAUGUUGACAUCAUUUCGGUCAUUUGAGUUUGUAUUCAUGGCACACUUGAUGCAAGAAAUAUUUGGUUAUACUGAGGACUUGAGUAGAUCUUUGCAAAAGAAAGAUCAAGAUAUUGUGAAUGCUAUGGAGCUUGUUAAUCUUACAAAGUUUCAUUUGCAAUGCUUGCGGGAAGAGGAAGGAUGGAAUGGUUUUCUUCAAAGGGUCACUUCUUUUUGUGUGAAGUACAAGAUUGAAGUUGUUGACAUGGAGGGUCCUUAUUAUCCUUUUGGGAGACCUAGAAGAGGGUUCUAUAAUGGCGCAAUGAACUAUCACUGCUUCCAUGUUGAUAUGUUUGUGAGCAUCAUUGAUAGGCAACUUCAAGAACUAAAUGACAGAUUUGAGGAGGUAAACACAGAACUACUUUCUUGCAUGGCAGCAUUUAGUCCACUUAAUUCAUUUGCUGCUUAUGAUCAAGCCAAGUUGGUUACACUUGCUACAAAGUUUUAUCCUAAGGAUUUCACAACUGAGGAAUUAUCAAAACUUCUAUGGCAGCUUACUAUGUACAUUUCUCAUGUUCAUAGAGAUGAAAGGUUUCAAAAUUUGAAGAACCUAUGUGUGCUUUCAGUUAAGCUUGUGGACACUGAAAAAGAUGAACAAUAUUAUAUUAUUUACAAGCUUCUUAAGUUGGUGCUAAUUCUUCCCUUAGCCACUACUAGUGUUGAAAUAGUGUUUUCCACGAUGAAUUUUGUGAAGAACAAGCAAAGGAACAAAAUGGGUGAUGAAUAUUUGAACAAUUGCUUGGUUACAUUUAUUGAGAGAGAAUUCUUCAGUCGAGUGAAAGAUGAGGAUAUCAUCAAUCUCUUCCAAUAA
This is a messenger RNA of Panicum hallii, 1650 nucleotides long. RefSeq lists its product as uncharacterized. Gene Ontology annotation, molecular function: protein dimerization activity. The coding region runs from base 1 to 1650 and encodes 549 amino acids. The transcript is spliced from 5 exons. The record is from RefSeq and is a predicted model, not a curated record. NCBI's taxonomy places the organism in Eukaryota, Viridiplantae, Streptophyta, Magnoliopsida, Poales, Poaceae.